Nothoprocta perdicaria is the source of this 5782-nucleotide messenger RNA. RefSeq names its product semaphorin 5A (gene SEMA5A). Gene Ontology annotation, molecular function: semaphorin receptor binding; chemorepellent activity. Lineage: Eukaryota; Metazoa; Chordata; Aves; Tinamiformes; Tinamidae. Gene Ontology annotation, biological process: axon guidance; negative regulation of axon extension involved in axon guidance; positive regulation of cell migration. The transcript has 23 exons. The record is from RefSeq and is a predicted model, not a curated record. The coding region runs from base 193 to 3426 and encodes 1077 amino acids.
UGCUCCCAUCUAUCCCGCCAGCAUCCGCAGGAGCUGAUGUGAGGAAUCCUGGACCCUGUUGCGCUUGGCUGUGCGCAGGCACAGACCAGAGGCAGUAGAUCAUUACAGAGCGAUGAUGCCUAACAGGUGGUUUUCACACAUGAGUUCAAGAAGAGUUCAUAGUUAAAAGAAGCAAUUGCUGUGGAGGACAGCAUGACCACCAUGAAAGGAAGCUGCCUCCUUGCUCUACUGCUGGCUGGACUUGGGGUGUUAGGAAUACUGGAGUCAGCAACAAAAGAAGAUAUCCGUUGCCACAGAGCUGAACACCCAGUUAUUGCAUACAAAGAAAUUGCCCCUUGGCUAUACAUGUUCAGAUCAGAAGAUGCUGUAGACUUCUCACAAUUAACAUUUGAUCCAAGACAAAAAGAACUUAUUGCUGGAGCAAGAAACUACCUCUUCAGGUUGCAGCUUGAGGAUCUCUCACUAAUACAGGCCGUGGAGUGGGGAUGUGACGAAGCUACUAAAAGAUCCUGCUACAGUAAAGGCAAAUCAAAGGAGGAAUGCCAGAACUAUAUUCGUGUGCUUCUUGUUGGAGGCAACCACCUCUUCACCUGUGGGACCAACGCAUUCACUCCCAUCUGCACCAACCGCACGUUAAGUAACUUGACAGAGAUACAUGACCAAAUCAGUGGCAUGGCUCGUUGUCCAUACAGUCCCCAACACAACUCCACUGCUCUUCUCACUUCCAGUGGGGAGUUAUAUGCUGCUACAGCCAUGGAUUUUCCGGGAAGGGAUCCUGCCAUUUAUCGCAGUUUGGGGGCCCUUCCUCCUCUCCGCACUGCACAGUACAACUCCAAGUGGCUGAAUGAGCCAAAUUUUGUGUCUUCUUAUGACAUUGGGAACUUUACCUACUUCUUCUUCCGCGAGAACGCAGUGGAGCAUGACUGUGGGAAAACAGUCUUCUCUCGUGCUGCUCGAGUCUGUAAAAAUGAUAUUGGUGGCAAGUUUGUGCUGGAGGAUACUUGGACCACCUUCAUGAAAGCUCGCCUCAACUGCUCUCGCCCUGGAGAAAUUCCAUUUUACUAUAACGAACUACAGAGCACUUUCUUCCUGCCAGAACUGGACUUGAUCUAUGGGAUUUUUACCACUAAUGUGAACAGCAUAGCGGCCUCGGCAGUUUGUGUUUUCAACUUGAGUGCCAUAACUCAAGCUUUUAAUGGACCAUUCAAAUAUCAGGAAAACUCUCGCUCUGCUUGGCUUCCAUAUCCCAAUCCAAACCCUAAUUUUCAGUGUGGCACCAUGGACCAAGGUCUGUAUGCUAAUUUGACUGAGAGAAAUCUCCAGGAUGCUCAAAAAUUCUUCUUAAUGCAUGAGGUGGUCCAACCCGUUACUCCCAUCCCGUACUUCAUGGAAGACAAUAGCCGAUUCUCCCACGUGGUGGUGGAUGUGGUGCAGGGCAAGGACAUGCUUUUCCAUAUCAUGUACCUUGCCACAGAUUAUGGCACUAUUAAGAAGGUACUUGCCCCAAUGAACCAAACAUCCGGCAGCUGCCUGCUUGAGGAAAUUGAACUCUUGCCAGCGAGUAAGAGGGAACCCAUCAGGAGUCUCCAGAUCCUGCACAGCCAGAGCGUUCUGUUUGUGGGCCUGCAAGAGCAUGUGGUUAAGGUGCCCCUGAAGAGAUGUCUCUUCUACAAAACAUACAGUGCAUGCAUUGGAUCCCAAGAUCCUUAUUGUGGCUGGGACAUGGUGAUGAAGAAAUGCACAACACUGGAAGAAAGUCUGAGCAUGAGUCAGUGGGAGCAAAGCAUUACUGUGUGUCCAACCAGGAAUUUGACUGUGGACGGAAGUUUUGGAGUGUGGUCCCAGUGGAAGCCCUGCAUCCACACGGAUGGUGCCAGCAUUGGCUCUUGCCUCUGCAGGACUCGUCUGUGCGACAGCCCAGCUCCCCAGUGUGGAGGUUGGCUCUGUGAAGGACCGAGCGUGGAAAUUGCCAACUGCUCCAGAAAUGGAGGCUGGACGCCAUGGACUUCUUGGUCCCCUUGUAGUACCACUUGUGGAAUAGGCUUUCAAGUUCGCCAGCGCUCCUGCAGCAACCCAACGCCUCGACACGGAGGACGUGUCUGCGUGGGGCAGAAUCGCGAGGAAAGAUAUUGCAAUGAGCACUUGUUGUGCCCUCCUCAUAUGUUUUGGACGGCUUGGGGUCCAUGGGAGCGCUGCACGGCGCAGUGCGGCGGAGGGAUUCAAGCUCGGCGCAGGACGUGUGAAAAUGGUCCCGACUGCCCUGGCUGUAGUGUGGAAUAUCAACCAUGUAACACCAAUGCCUGCCCAGAGUUAAAAAAGACGACUCCUUGGACCCCUUGGACUCCGGUCAAUAUUUCAGACAAUGGUGGCCACUAUGAGCAGCGAUUCCGAUACACGUGCAAAGCGCGCCUGCCUGACCCGAAUCUGUUGGAGGUGGGGAGGCAAAGGAUCGAAAUGCGUUACUGCUCCAGCGACGGCACCAGUGGCUGCUCAACAGACGGGUUGUCAGGAGAUUUCUUGCGUUCUGGACGAUACUCUGCUCAUACUAUCAACGGUGCCUGGUCGCCGUGGUCUCCAUGGUCUCAGUGCAGCCGUGACUGCAGCAGAGGUAUACGGAGCCGCAAACGGGUCUGCAGCAAUCCCGAGCCCAAGUAUGGGGGACUUCCUUGCCUCGGCCCAUCUCUGGAGUACCAAGAAUGCAACAUUUUGCCUUGUCCAGUUGAUGGAAGCUGGUCUUGUUGGUCGUCUUGGUCCAAGUGCUCAGCAACUUGUGGAGGAGGGCAUUACAUGAGAACCCGCUCAUGCACAAACCCUGCUCCAGCAUAUGGGGGAGAUAUUUGCCUCGGUCUCCAUACUGAAGAAGCACUGUGCAACACACAACCAUGUCCAGACAGCUGGUCGGACUGGUCCGAGUGGUCUGAGUGCGACGCAUCCGGAGCUCAAUUCCGCGUUCGCCAGUGUGCUAUCCUCUUCCCCGUGGGCAGCCAGUGCUCUGGGAACACCACGGAGACCCGAGCCUGUGCUUUCAGCUCCAACUUCAUACCAGAAAUAACAGUGGCACGAUCCAGCAGUAUAGAAGAGAAACGAUGUGGCGAGUUCAACAUGUUUCAUAUGAUCGCAGUGGGAUUAAGUAGCUCUAUCCUUGGUUGCCUUCUUACCCUGCUUGUUUACACCUACUGCCAACGCUAUCAGCAGCAGUCCCAUGACGCAACUGUCAUCCACCCUGUAUCUCCAGCCCCUCUGAAUACCAGCAUCACCAACCAUAUCAACAAACUGGACAAAUAUGACUCUGUAGAAGCCAUCAAGGCAUUUAACAAAAACAACUUGAUUCUGGAGGAGAGAAACAAAUACUUCAAUCCCCAUCUUACUGCAAAGACUUAUUCUAAUGCCUAUUUUACAGAUUUCAAUAAUUAUGAUGAAUACUAAGGGGCUUGUGUAUCUUCUUGGCCUUCUGUAACUCCCCAGUCCCUAAGGCCUGUGCUACAUGACUGCUCAUGUGAUCAAGGCUUCAGAGAUGAAGCACAGAGACAUUUCAAGCACGAUCCAAGCCAUCAGUGUCCCAUUGCUGCCAAACCCCCAAACAGUUGUUUGUGACCUGAUGUUCUCAUUGCAGGCUGGCCUUCAGUACAGGUUGCAGCUCUAGCCCCUACGUCUUUCUGAUUCCCUCCCGAGGAAGGCAUUGCUUCACUCAGUUUCAUAAGCAUUCAGGCAGAUUUCUGUAACAAGGGGCUAGCUGAUUUUGAAGCUUUUAGAAAAAGAAAAAAAAUAUCUUUUACCCCUGGAGACUUCCAGGGUUACAAAUCUAAUUUUAUUUUGGGCAUUACAUUUUAAUUUCCAGGAGUUAGCAAUGGAGCCCUCUGUGGAGUCUAACUGAAAGUCCUACCACCAAAACCAGCUCACAGAGUGUGGAGAAAAAUGUCAAGAAGAAAUCUAGUUGCUCAGUGAUGUUCUGUAGCAGGUUCAUGCUCUCCAGACCUAAUCUUUCUGGACUGUAAAUCAUUCAGGCUAGGGUCUUUUGUGCCGUUCAGCUGUGUAAAGAGUAAGGGUGUGAAAAAUUAGGCCCUACAAGUGAUAUGAUCUUGUAGUGAAAUACAAAACUUUCAGGGUAGGUGGCUUCCAGUUGCAAGUCAAGUGACCUAAAGCCUACACCUGCUUUACUUCAUGGGAUGUGUCAGAAAGGUAAGGAGGACAGAUAGGAAAGUCGCAUUGGGAUGUUUCCACAUGUUGGGAAGCCGGGAUUACUACAGCAGAUUUGGAUGAGUUAUGGGGGUCCAGAGGCUUCCUCUCCUCAGCAUGUGCAUACGGAGCCCACUUGUCUGGUCUGCUGCAACACUCCUGGUGAUGCCACUCAGUGAAAGGUGCAAUUGCACUAAGUUUCGCAUACUGCCUCAAGCUCUCCACGGUUAUGUAGGCAUUAUCUUGGAACUGCUUUUCCCUUUCCAGCUUCGACUUCAUAUAUAUGUUUAUGACAAAGCAAAGCAAAAUCAGAAAAUGCGUAUGCAUUUGCAAAUCCUUGUCUCAUCUUACCAAUGUGUGUCAUCCAAACUAAUCUGCUCUUGAGGGAGCAUUGUUAAAGCAUUUUAAGUGCAUAUCUUGUUGGAUCUUAUUGAUGUAAAUAUUUAAAAUACUGGUUGAGUUUUAAAUUAUCCAUUUUAAUUUCUUUCCUAGUGGCAGGUGAGGAAACACAAAUGAUCUGCACAUUUUGUACCAUUUCAUUUUUAUUCUCCCAGUUUUCGUCCACAUUCAUGACAUUACUAUUUUUGUAACUGAAAUUCCACAUGUACAAUUAAAAAAUAAGGGCAGAGUUUUGGGUCAGAUUUUACAGAGUGUUUUUUAGUAAAGUGACAUUUGCCAUUUCCAGAAUCUUGUGAGAAGAAAUUGAAAAUGAAUAUUAAGGAUUAGAGAAUUGGACUUUUUGGUUUUUGAACUUAUUUGGUGCAAAGAUCACAACCACAGAAUAUCAGGAAUGUGUGCAUGGAGAAGCACAGUGCAAAUGUUUCCAUUGUACUGGAUCAUUAGUUUAUGCUAUGAUAGACAAAUAACAGAAAAAAAGUACACUUUAUAAUAAUUCUUAUUUAUGUAAAAAAUGGUACCAAGCAACAUGGAUAAUGUGUGGCAGCAUCACAGCAUUGCUUGUAAUCCAGCAAUUUACUUAGCAAAGGUAAGCACCAUAUCUAGCUAUGGCAGUGAGCAACAUUUUUGAGUGGGGCUAGAUCCAAAUGUGUUACUAUGCUUCCCAUUUCUCUUUUAUAGUAAAAUGAGAAAAAUGCAAAGCAAGUGUUCCCGAAAAACUGUAAAGUGACCACGCAUUUACCAUUUAUGAAAGUAAUUGGGAGCACCUUUCCAAUUUUUCCAACUGAACAGUUACCCUUGAUAAUGUUAACUGUGUCAAAAGAAAGAGCUUCUACCCUCACACCAAUUCACAUUAAAAAGUGUGAUAACACUGGUUCUCUAUAAUUUGUGAUUGUACUGUACAUUAGAUUUAUUUUUCCAGGAAGAAAUUACCAGAUAUGCCAAUUACCUUUGGGAAAGAGGGAAUUUUCUCUGCAAGGAAACUCAGUGGCAUGGAUAGAGAAGGAAAAACUCUCCAAAUGGUAACCAGCAUGGUAUGUGAAUCACACUGUUCAUGCCAAAAGUUAAAAUUUUAAAUUUAAAAAAGUAUAAAGAAAAUAAAAACUAUAUUACUGUCACUGCCAAGAAAAAAAACAACAUAAGGGUUACACCAGUAUAUUCACACAAAUGCAGAAAAAACCUGUUCCUCUCCACCACUGUAUUCAAAGCA